UAUCGCCCACGGGGUCCUCCUCGCCCUCGCCUUCGCCCUGCUCAUGCCCCUCGCCAUCCUCCUUGCCCGCCUCCUCCUCGCCGACCGCCCCCACGGGGCCCUCCUCAACCUCAACAGCGGAAAGGACUUGCGGCCGCUGGGGUUUCAGCUGCACCGGGGGAUUCAGCUGUCGGCUCUAGUGGUUGCAGUGGCGGGGAUGAUUGUGAUAUUCGUGCAGGCGGGCUCCAAGGGGCUCAGCUGGACGCAUGGGCAGUGACGCGCGAGUCUGAUAAGAGAC
This is a messenger RNA of Closterium sp. NIES-67, 277 nucleotides long. Lineage: Eukaryota; Viridiplantae; Streptophyta; Zygnematophyceae; Desmidiales; Closteriaceae. The record is from the annotation of a GenBank genome assembly.